AUGACGCGCGGCCGAGCGCGACGCGCACUGAUGACGUCGGCGGCGAUGGCCGCGGCGCCCUUGGCGCCCGACGCCUGGCAGGCGGCUCUUCCGCGCAAAAGGCGCUCGGGUGCGCGGCGGAGGGGCCGGCGAGAGGCGGCUGCCGGGGACCCGGAGGCCACGGGGGAGCCCGACCUGGCGACCGUCCUUUGCCGCCUCCGAGAGGCCAGGGAGGACCUACUUCUCUCUGAUUUCUGGAGUUCAGCACGAGAAACCGUCAACAGCUGUCUCACAAAACUUCAGCGACAACUGGAGGCCCCUGAGGGGACUCUCUCGGAAGCCCUCGGCCACCUGCAUCUCCACUCCUCAGCAGACGAGGCAGACGUGGCCCAGCUCGGGAGCCUGGGGCAAAGCCAGCUCAGAAGAACUCCCCCCUUGCAGUGUGUGUGUUACGGCCUUGGCAGUUUUGCCACCUGCGUCAUAGCCAGAAGCCAGCUAACAUUUUUGCUGCUUUUCCUGGAGGAGUGCCAGAUCCCCAGGAGGUGCUGCUGCGUGUACGACCCUCUGUUCAGCCAGCUUGAGACUGCCGUUCUGGAUGCCCUGGGUGUGACUGUGCUGCAGGAGAACGAGGAAGGGAAGCGGGCUGUGGGAACCGAGCCCACCGUCUUCUACAUGCCCCACUGUGGGACAGCUCUGUAUAACAACCUCCUGUGGAGGAACUGGUCUGUCGGCGCCCUGGCCAGGAUGGUCAUCGUCGGAAACAGCUUCCGGGGACUCCAGGAGAGGCUGUUGACCAGGAUCCUGCAGCGGAAUUAUCCGUACGUCGCAAAGGUCAUCAGUGGCCUGGAGGAGCUCGCACUGCCUGAGACUUCACGGUACAUGGACGUGUUCAACGACACCGCUAUCCACUGGUUCCCAGCACACAGACUCAGCCAGCUCUCUGCAGACACGUGGGCCUUCCGGGAAGAGCCGGACUAUGAGGACUGUGAGGGCCUGGAAAUCAUCAGGGAAGAGGCCAAAGGCCCCUCUGGUGGCCGGGUGUGACCAAGAAGACUAGCCCUUGGGGGUGGACAGGGAGGUUGUGAACUCCCUACAGAGGGCAGCACUGGCAUGAGCUGUCCUGCACGGAGGAUGUUAAGCAUACAAAUCGAAAACCUAA
This is a messenger RNA of Echinops telfairi (small Madagascar hedgehog), 1138 nucleotides long. It is a transcript of the gene SRRD, whose product is annotated as SRR1 domain containing. Bases 1 to 1023 code for a protein of 340 amino acids. The transcript is spliced from 7 exons. Gene Ontology annotation, cellular component: cytoplasm; nucleus. NCBI's taxonomy places the organism in Eukaryota, Metazoa, Chordata, Mammalia, Afrosoricida, Tenrecidae. Gene Ontology annotation, biological process: microtubule-based process. The record is from RefSeq and is a predicted model, not a curated record.